Chanos chanos (milkfish) is the source of this 756-nucleotide messenger RNA. RefSeq names its product HLA class II histocompatibility antigen, DRB1-3 chain-like. The record is from RefSeq and is a predicted model, not a curated record. Gene Ontology annotation, biological process: antigen processing and presentation; immune response. The transcript has 5 exons. Bases 1 to 756 code for a protein of 251 amino acids. Gene Ontology annotation, cellular component: membrane; MHC class II protein complex. Lineage: Eukaryota; Metazoa; Chordata; Actinopteri; Gonorynchiformes; Chanidae.
AUGAUACGACCAAAGCUCCUAUGCAUCAGUCUGGUAUUCUUGAUCGCUGUUUUUUAUGAAACAGAUGGAUAUUACUCGUAUGGUGUGGAUGAAUGCAUCUUCGAUUCCAGGGAAAUGACAGAUGUAGAGUACCUCCGUACUUUUUAUUUUAACCAAGUGAAAGAUGUACAGUUCAACAGCACUAUCAGGAAAUUUGUGGGAUUUACAGAACAGGGAGAGAAGAUUGCAGGUUACUUGAACAACGACAGUGCCACCAUCCAGCAGAUGAGAGGUGCAGUGGACAGAGUCUGCAAACACAAUGGUGCAGUAUUUUUCUCAUCUGUUCUUGACAAAACAGUAAAACCAGAGGUCCGUGUGAGGUCAGUCAAAAAGGCCAGUGGCACACAUCCUACUGUGCUGAUGUGCAGUGCCUAUGACUUCUACCCCAAAGCCAUCAAACUGACCUGGUUAAAGGACGGUCAACCAGUGACCUCUGAUGUGACCUCCGCUGAGGAGAUGGCUGAUGGUGAUUGGUACUAUCAGGUCCAUUCCCACCUGGAGCACAUCCCUAAAUCAGGGGAGAAGAUCUCCUGUAUGGUGGAGCAUGCCAGCUUCACUAAACCCAUGACAUAUGACUUGGAACCCUCUUUGUCGGAAAGUGACACAAAAAAGAUUGCUAUUGGAACAUCUGGACUUUUGCUGGGGGUCAUCCUAGCAGCUGCUGGAUUUAUCUACUACAAAAGGAAGUCCACAGGGCGGUUGCUGGUGCCACAUUAA